AUGCUUUCGCUUCCCGACGAGCUGCUUGAAGCCGUGCUGGACGAGACUGGCGCCAGACGCGAUCUUGUCGCACUCGCGCUCAGCUGUCGACGCGUGCAUGCGACGGCCGAUGCUAUCGGCGCAUUGAAGUACUCUCGCAUCGUCGCGCUAUUCGGACACGACAACCUCUGGACGCAUCUCAUCUCAAGCCCUCACUUGGCCUCCCAGGUCCGCGAGCUCGAGAUCUAUUGCGACGACGCCUCCAGUGUGCUCGAGUCUAUGGCAUUCAGCGCAGAUGAGCUGUCUUUAUCCCCAGUGGCGUCUGCCGUGGAGCCAGAGAAGAUCGCUCAAGCGCUGCGCCUCAUGAAGCGACUGUACUCUCUCACUGUACAUCUCUCCAAGAACAUGGACGAGAAUCAGACACCAUUGAACUCCGGACUCCUGUCCGUGAGCUGUAACAACGCUCGAGCCGGCCUCGAUACGCUUCGGGUCCGUGCUUACCCCGUGGUAGACAUCGCAUCGCUCGAGCAGCCACCCAUCAUCCCGGACAGCUUGAGCUGGAACCUAACAGCCCUGCGAGUACUCGAUUUGCGGGGUACCGGAUACGUCCCCGCAUCGUUCUGGAAGCGGAUCUGCGGCGUGAUGCGUCUCUCGACACGCCUUGAGGAGGUUUACCUACCCCAGCUACGCUUAGGUGGAGUCGCGGAUAGCGACUGGUCGUUCUUACCGCAUUUGCGCGUUCUACAUGUCCCGGACAUGCGUACAUCGGUAGCACACGAGGUGCUCAACUUCGCGAGCGCACACCCACAGCUCGAGGAGUUCUCCUGGCAGAGUCCUGUCCCAUACGACUUUCUCACGACAAACAACAUGCCCCGCUUUCCGAGGCUCCUCCGCCUGGUGGAGACGUCGCACGUAUUCAUCCGCGCGCUCCUGACCCUGCCUCGUACGCCAGGUAGCCUGACACUGGAGACUCUCGAAGGGUUCGAGCUGAGCGCUGAAACGAUUCCUUUACUCCUUGCUUUGCGAGGGGAGAGACUCGUAUCUCUGACCUUAUCGAGCCUCGACGAGAAGCGCACUCUUCUGGAUGCGGCUCGGUUGCUGCCAAACCUGCGGAAGCUUCGCAUCCUUCACCAGGUGAAGGGAGAGCCGGUGAGCGUUUGGGAGGCGGCCAGGGCGUUCCCUCGCCUGAGGGCAUUCGCGAACGCCACCGCUAUUUAUACGGUAGAGGGAACUCCCUGA
This is a messenger RNA of Peniophora sp. CBMAI 1063, 1218 nucleotides long. The record is from the annotation of a GenBank genome assembly. NCBI's taxonomy places the organism in Eukaryota, Fungi, Basidiomycota, Agaricomycetes, Russulales, Peniophoraceae.